Messenger RNA from Rhagoletis pomonella (apple maggot), 775 nucleotides. RefSeq lists its product as uncharacterized. Bases 160 to 765 code for a protein of 201 amino acids. The record is from RefSeq and is a predicted model, not a curated record. Lineage: Eukaryota; Metazoa; Arthropoda; Insecta; Diptera; Tephritidae. The transcript has 3 exons.
CGUCAGCAAUCGGACAGAAAAUUGGUAAUUUUUUUUAUUCAUAGGGACACUUCCGACUUCUUCCUUACAUAAAUUUAAACUUUUAUUUAUUUACAUAAUGAGAACCCCAUUUCUGUUAAAUCGGUUUGGAAAGGAGUCGGUUUAUGGACCUAGUAAUAUAUGUUCAAUAUAAGAAUUACCUAUUUAUUGUAUUUAAAUCCACAAUUUGCAGAGUCCAACCAAGAUGUGUAUGAAGUUGUGUGCUGCAGUCACUGCGAAAUCUUCCAAAAACAACUAGAAUCAUUGAAUGCCAAGGUCGACAAGCUUCAAAGGGUAGUGGAAACUCAGAACGCUGCAAUUAUGGAUGCAAUAGCUGGGCAGAAGGUGGCUACUGAGCAACUGGUUCGCCAAGAAUCACAGAAGGCACCAGUUGUAAAAUACUUCCCGAUAUGUAACAUAUCAGAAAUGCAGCAGUUGGAAAAUAAGAUAACAUGUGACAAUAGAGAUGUCUAUGAAACUGCCAUUUCUUCUAUACUUCAAUUUAACCUAAAAAAUGUAACACUGGUCAUAAGGAGUGAUGUUAUUAAUGCUUUAAAUGUCGAUGGAUCGCAUGGUAAAGUUGGACUCAAAUCUUUUAAAAACUUUUACCACACGCUUACAGGAGCUAUAGCGAAGUUGCCUUUGAAAGGAUUGACGCCAGAAGAGUCUCUAAGGAAAGCCUUGCAAUUUGAGAAAUCAAAACAUUUUAAAAAAAUAUAUAGACAAAAAACCAAAAUGAUACUUUAAAUUAGGGGAU